GACUGGAAAAAACAUAAAUAUUGUGAAAAUUUGUCGACCAUCAAAACAUUUGAAGUCAAUAAUGAUACAAGAGCAGAAGCGUCAAAUUCUCCAUUUUUAAUGAAUUUUAAUUUGGAACCAAUCUGGCUAAAAAUAGCAAUAAUUGGUGAUAAUGAUGUUGGAAAGACAACACUUGCUCGUCGUGCUUUUUAUCCUUCCAGGAAACAUGAUCGUGAGAUCGAAUAUGAAGAUACCGGUGUAAUUAUUCUAUGCUUUGCAUUGGAUGCUCCACAAACGUUAACUAAUAUCGAGAAAAUCUGGAUUCCUGAUAUUAAAAAAAAAUUUCCACAUAAGAUGCCACCUUUAUUAUUGGUUGGGAAUAACAAACAAAUAGAGGACUCGAUACCGGUUAUCGACAGUGAGGAUUUUACAUAUGCUGAAAUUUUCAAAAGUUAUAUGGAAGUUAACCCAAUGAAUGAGGAAAAUUGUAUCAAAGUGUUUGAUAAAAUUUCUCUGGCCUGUGUACCAAAAGUGAGAAGACCACGUAAUGAGAAUGAUCCCUUUGCCGAAACAAAGAUUAAUCAAGGAGCAGUUUCAAUGUUUAAGAGGCCUGAUAAUCUCUCUAGGUUCGAAUUAUAUAAUGAUCUCUUUGCUGAAACGAUUAAUAAUCAAAAAUUAAACUUGAAUUCUCAGUGGUCUGAAAAUAAUUUCACGGCUGAAACAAUUUUA
Molecule: messenger RNA, 708 nt
Organism: Racocetra persica
Lineage: Eukaryota; Fungi; Glomeromycota; Glomeromycetes; Diversisporales; Gigasporaceae
Source: the annotation of a GenBank genome assembly